UUUCUUAUUAUUUGUGAAUUUGAGUAUUAAAAUUUAAUUUUUAUUGCUUUUUUCAUCUUCUUGCUUUUAUAAAGAAAACAUUUUGCUUUAUAAAAUUUAAAAGAGAAGAAGUUAAACUUAAGGAAAUAAUUAUAAAUAGAAUUUUUUAAUAUUACAAAAUGAUGUUAAUUAUUUUGAUUUUUAUUACAAUAAAUUUAAAUCAAAAUUUUCUUAAUGCAGAAGAAAAUGAAGUAAAACAUUUUUGCCGAGUUAAGAAAAAUAACUUGCCAGGGUAUUGCACAAUUUCAAGAGCAUGCCUUUCAGUUUAUAAUGAAAUAAAGAGGGGAGAUAGAAGUUUUACAUCAUGUCAAAUUCCAAAUCAACCCACAAGACAAUUACAUGUUUGCUGUCCAGAUCAAUCAAUUAAGGACCCAAAUGAAAACGACGAAUUAAAUAAUUACCCUUUAACCAGAACAUAUCAAAAAAAAUGCAAAGAAUAUCAAGAAGCUUCAUAUGUUUACAUAAAAUCGUAUCCAGUAGCAAAUGAACCAGAAGUUCUUAUAAAAAAGAGUAAAUGUGGGCAUAAAGUUGAACCACUUGUCGUAGGUGGAGUUGAUGUAAAACCAAGAGAAUUUCCUCAUAUGGCAAGCCUUGGCUUUAUAGAACAAAUUAAAAAUAAUGAUAAUACAACUACAAAUAUAACAAAUUGGAAAUGUGGUGGAAGUUUAAUAAGUGAACGAUAUGUUCUUACUGCUGCACAUUGUUUUAUACAAAAUGGAGUUUCUCCAAAAGUAGUACGAGUCGGUGAAAUAGAUUUUUCAAGUAAUGAUGAAGAAUCUGAACCAGAAGAUUUUUUAAUUGAUGAAUUAAUACCGCAUCCAGAUUACAAAAAAGAUUUUUUCUAUAACGAUAUUGGCUUGAUUCGAUUACAGAAGGAUGUUAAAAUAAAUCCAUUUAAAAGACCAGCUUGCUUACCAUCAUUUCCAAUAUCCAAUGAUAUUAAUAGAGCUAUUGCAAGCGGUUGGGGUGCUACAAAUACAUUGGGUAUAGGAACAAAUGAAAAAUUAUUAAAAGUUACUCUAGAAAAAUUUACGUAUGAUGAAUGCAUUGGAGUUUAUCAACAAUUUAGUGAAAAUAAUUAUUUUUCAAAUGGUAUAGAUAAACGUACACAAAUCUGUUAUGGCUCACAUAAUGAAAGUAAAGAUACUUGUAAUGGUGAUUCUGGUGGUCCACUUCAAUUAUAUGUAACACAUAAAGAUAUUAAUUGUAUGUAUGAAAUUAUUGGUGUAACAUCAUUUGGUAUCCUUUGUGGUAUUAGAAAUAUACCAGCUGUUUAUACAAAAGUUUAUCAUUAUAUUGAUUGGAUUGAGAAUAUUGCCGCAGAUUGUUUUAUGACAACUCCAAGCGUAGACUUCGGAUUAAAUAAAGUUCGUCAGUCAAUAACUACUUGUACUUUGAAAAAUACUGGAUUGCCUGGCGUGUGUAAGACCUUAAGGCAAUGUGCUACCGUUUUUCAAGACAUAAAAUCUGGAAGAAGAGAUUUUACUAUAUGUGAAAUGAAUAAUGGAGUAUUAUUGGUCUGCUGUCCUCAAUCAACAUAUACAACAACUACGCAGACCCCAACUGAUAAAUUAAAAAAUAUAUCCAUGAUAAAAUGUCGUGAAUACGCUGCAGCUGUAUUCCAGAAAACUUAUUCUAUUCCUCUAACGGCUGGAUCGCAACCACGUGAAAGACCUACAGAUACAUGUGGCGUCAAAACAAUACCACUUAUAGUAGGGGGUCAAUUGGCGUCUUCACGUGAAUUCCCACAUAUGGCUUUAUUAGGUUAUGGCGAAGAUAAAAAAAAUAUUAAAUGGGCUUGUGGAGGUACAUUAAUAAGUGAGAGAUUUAUUUUAACUGCUGCACACUGUAUUAACACUCGAUUGGGAACGCCAAAACACGUUCGUCUUGGUGAAUUAGAUCUUAAUGUUGAUGAUGACGACUCAGAGGAUUUUGAAGUAGAGGAGUCCAUUGUUCAUCCAGAUUUCAAACGUUUAUCUAAAUACAAUGACAUUGCGUUAGUUAAGCUUAACCGUAAUGUGACUUUCAGUCCAAAUAAGAGACCAGCUUGUUUACCAGUGCAACACGACAGUAAUGCUACAAGAAGCAUUGCAACCGGUUGGGGCAAAACAGAGUGGGCAGGAAGCGGUUCGGAACAUUUACAAAAGGUUACUUUAAAGAAGUUUACCGAAUCGGAAUGCAAUAAAACAUAUGCUGCUUAUUCCAACGCUUUACCUAGAGGAAUUCAAUAUGAAACUCAAAUAUGUGCUGGAUCAAAAUACGAAGCAAAAGACACAUGCCAAGGGGAUUCUGGUGGCCCUUUACAGAUAUAUCAUACUAAUGAAUAUUGUAUGUAUCAAAUUAUUGGAAUUACGUCAUUUGGUAUAUUGUGUGGUUCACCCGGAGUCCCUGGUGUAUACACAAGAGUAUUUCCGUACAAUGAUUGGAUUGAGCGAAUCGUCUGGAAUUAAAUAAGAAAAAUUCAUACAAACACACCAAUUAGUUGUAAGAUGUCAUAUGCAUAUUAUAGAUAUAGUUAAGAAUGGUUUCAAUUUUCAGUCUUUUCGCUCCAUUCAUAACAAAUAAGGGAACAGACAUCUACAAAAAAUAAACAUAGAUCUAAACCAAAAACAUAAUUUA
Condylostylus longicornis is the source of this 2658-nucleotide messenger RNA. RefSeq lists its product as uncharacterized. The coding region runs from base 159 to 2489 and encodes 776 amino acids. The record is from RefSeq and is a predicted model, not a curated record. Gene Ontology annotation, molecular function: serine-type endopeptidase activity. Lineage: Eukaryota; Metazoa; Arthropoda; Insecta; Diptera; Dolichopodidae. Gene Ontology annotation, biological process: proteolysis. The transcript is spliced from 9 exons.